Messenger RNA from Lachancea thermotolerans CBS 6340, 1626 nucleotides. It is a transcript of the gene NSE5, whose product is annotated as Smc5-Smc6 complex subunit NSE5. The transcript has a single exon. NCBI's taxonomy places the organism in Eukaryota, Fungi, Ascomycota, Saccharomycetes, Saccharomycetales, Saccharomycetaceae. Bases 1 to 1626 code for a protein of 541 amino acids. The record is from RefSeq and is a predicted model, not a curated record.
AUGUCAAUUCUUUCUCACGGGAGCGAAAAGGUCGGUGUACCUUAUAACGUUGGGCUGACUACAGAGAGUCUUUCUGUGUUCGAAGUAUUGAAUUCGCUGUGCGUUGUUGAAAAUUAUGAUCAACUUCUAUAUUACUUGGAAGCAAGGCGAUCCGCACUGGCGGUUCCACCCGCUGACGUCUUGAUAGUUAUGAUGACUUUGUCAGUAAUACCAGAUUUCGGUGCUGCAACCCUGGAGGCAGAGAUGGAUCCCUACAACGUGGGAAGGGCGUCUCUGGCAACGCGUAGCAUAAAACUUCUUAGGCAUUUCACAGACAUUUUGCUGUCAGAGCAUGCGGAGGAAGAAAACCAUUAUUCUCUUGCGCUGCUACGGAGUCAGUUUUUUAUAAUGCUGGAUCAAUUGUCGCUGCGUGGAAUAACAAGCACCAGAGUUCGUGAGCGUGAUUUUACGAAAAGGCGAAAGACUAAUUCCGGCGUACUCUUAGAGGCUUCCCCUAGUAUAUUUCGGGAUGAUCAGUCACCGCCGUUGCUAUCCUUCAAGAAUCCUUAUCCUUCCUACGUGAGUUGUUUGGAGCAUAGACCAGAGGUCUUGAAAAAUAUGCCUAUAACGAGUAAGCUCAGUCAAGAAGGGGAAUUCUGGAACUGCGUGGGAUGGGCUUUAUAUGCCUCGCUGUCCGAUGACUCCCAUAUUUACGAGCGCAGCAAAGUGUGGUUUGCAGUGUUAAGUGUAUUAUUUGACGCUUUCGAAAUGCGAAACAAAUACUCCAUUGACAGCGAAACUGACCCGACGGCAAACAACGCAGCUCGCCUAUCUUUCAUCGAGAGAAGUCCCCUUGUAGCACUAUUCCGUUCACUUAAUUCGCAAGGUUUAAUCCAAGCCUUUUGUGACAUACUAUUUUUGGGAUGUAGCUAUGAGCUGGCGGGUAAGCUUCGAGUUCAUUGCGUUUACCCCAAAGAAUUAAUGCAAGUCGAUACAUACGUACCAAAGCUUUUGGCACGCACCUCUUGCAAGUUCACACAAUCCAUGAGCUUCCGGCAUCGUCUUUUAAGCCUUUUCCUGACCAUGCUGCGGUCAAUUCCUGAAGGCGUUGAAUUCUCUAAACCCUGUCUUUCAGAGGCAGGCUUUGUGCGGCAUCUUGGUAAAGUUUUGAGCAGCUUUGAAGAUACAUCCCAGCUUAAACAAUUUUUUAGUGUGACAAACCCUUAUGAGUUUUUGGAUUAUAUGCCUCUUUUUGCCCAAGCCGCUGCAAAUGAAAGCUUAAAGGCUUUUGACGCAAAUUAUACCUUGAGCUUAGUGGAAAAGCUAGCAAACAACGAUCUAGUGAUUGAAGAGCUUGGUAAUGUGUUUGAGGCAGGCUUUCCUCCGUUGGAUGAGAAUUAUGACAGCCGCCCUGAACAGUUUUACAGCUCCAUCGAGAAAUGUGAUAUCUUUUUACUGGUGAUACUUAGGUACUGGGAAUAUAUUCAUGGAGCUCAGCUAAAAAUGACGCGUAUGCGUUGUGCUAUACGAGCUUUGAGUGUCAGCGACCAAAAAAGGUUGGAGUUUGCCAAAUUGAGGGGAUGGGAUGUAUUACAUGUACCUUCACUGCACGACCAUUUUCUUAGUGUGCUCUCAAUUUCACGUUAA